Rangifer tarandus platyrhynchus (Svalbard reindeer) is the source of this 4350-nucleotide messenger RNA. NCBI's taxonomy places the organism in Eukaryota, Metazoa, Chordata, Mammalia, Artiodactyla, Cervidae. The record is from the annotation of a GenBank genome assembly.
AUGCCAGCUGAGCGUAAAAAGCCAGCAAGUAUGGAAGAAAAAGAAUCUUUACUAAACAGCAAGGAGAAAGACUGCAGUGAGAGGCGGCCAGUGAGCAGCAGGGAGAAACCAAAAGAGGAGAUCAAGCUUACCGCCAAGAAGGAGGUUAUUAAGGUCCCUGAAGAUAAGAAGAAGAAACUGGAAGAAGAUAAAAGAAAAAAAGAAGACAAGGAACGCAAGAAAAAAGAAGAAGAAAAGGUGAAGGCAGAGGAGGAAUUAAAGAAAAAAGAGGAAGAAGAAAAAAAGAAACAUGAAGAAGAGGAGAGAAAGAAGCAAGAAGAACAGGUGAAACGUCAGCAGGAAGAAGAGGCUGCCCAGUUGAAAGAGAAAGAGGAAUCCCUUCAGCUUCAUCAGGAAGCUUGGGAACGACAUCAGUUAAGGAAAGAACUUCGCAGCAAAAACCAAAAUGCUCCAGACAACCGACCAGAGGAAAAUUUCUUUAGCCGACUAGAUUCGAGUUUGAAGAAAAAUACCGCUUUUGUCAAGAAACUAAAAACUAUUACAGAACAACAGAGAGACUCCUUGUCCCAUGAUUUUAAUGGCCUAAAUUUAAGCAAAUACAUUGCAGAGGCUGUAGCUUCUAUUGUGGAAGCAAAGCUAAAAAUAUCCGACGUGAAUUGUGCUGUGCACUUGUGCUCGCUCUUUCACCAGCGCUAUGCUGACUUUGCCCCAUCACUUCUUCAAGUUUGGAAAAAACAUUUUGAAGCCAGGAAAGAAGAGAAAACACCUAACAUUACCAAGUUAAGAACUGAUUUGCGUUUCAUUGCAGAAUUGACAAUAGUUGGGAUUUUCACUGACAAGGAAGGUCUUUCCUUAAUCUAUGAACAGCUGAAAAAUAUUAUUAAUGCUGAUCGAGAAUCCCAUACUCAUGUUUCUGUGGUGAUUAGUUUUUGUCGACAUUGUGGAGAUGAUAUUGCUGGACUUGUACCAAGGAAAGUAAAGAGUGCUGCAGAGAAGUUUAAUUUGAGUUUUCCUCCUAGUGAGAUAAUUAGUCCAGAGAAACAGCAACCUUUCCAGAAUCUUUUAAAAGAAUACUUUACGUCUUUGACCAAACAUCUGAAAAGGGACCACAGGGAGCUACAGAAUACUGAGAGACAAAACAGGCGUAUUCUACAUUCUAAAGGGGAGUUAAGUGAAGAUAGACAUAAACAGUAUGAAGAAUUUGCUAUGUCUUAUCAAAAGCUAUUGGCAAAUUCUCAAUCCUUAGCAGACCUUUUGGAUGAAAAUAUGCCAGAUCUUCCUCAAGAUAAACCAACACCAGAAGAGCAUGGGCCUGGAAUUGAUAUAUUUACACCUGGUAAACCUGGAGAAUAUGACUUAGAAGGUGGUAUAUGGGAAGAUGAAGAUGCUCGGAAUUUUUACGAGAACCUCAUUGAUUUGAAAGCUUUUGUUCCAGCCAUCUUGUUUAAAGAUAAUGAAAAAAGUUGUCAGAAUAAAGAGUCCAGCAAAGAUGAUUCCAAAGAAACAAAGGAACCUAAGGAUAAUAAAGAGGUAUCAAGUCCUGAUGAUUUGGAGCUUGAGUUGGAGAACCUGGAAAUUAAUGAUGACACAUUGGAGCUAGAGGGUGGAGAUGAAGCUGAAGAUCUUACAAAGAAACUUCUUGAUGAGCAAGAACAAGAGGAUGAAGAAGCCAGCACUGGAUCUCAUCUCAAGCUCAUAGUAGAUGCUUUCCUCCAGCAAUUACCCAACUGUGUCAACCGUGAUCUGAUAGACAAGGCAGCGAUGGACUUUUGCAUGAACAUGAACACGAAAGCAAAUAGGAAGAAGUUGGUACGGGCGCUCUUUAUAGUUCCCAGACAAAGGUUGGAUUUGCUACCAUUUUAUGCAAGAUUGGUUGCUACAUUGCAUCCCUGCAUGUCUGAUGUAGCAGAGGAUCUUUGUUCCAUGCUGAGGGGGGAUUUCAGAUUUCAUGUACGAAAAAAGGACCAGAUCAAUAUUGAAACAAAGAACAAAACUGUUCGUUUUAUUGGAGAACUCACUAAGUUUAAGAUGUUUACAAAAAAUGAUACACUGCAUUGUUUAAAGAUGCUUCUAUCAGACUUUUCCCAUCACCAUAUUGAAAUGGCAUGUACCCUACUGGAAACAUGUGGAAGAUUUCUUUUCAGAUCUCCAGAAUCUCACCUGAGGACCAGUGUACUUUUGGAACAAAUGAUGAGAAAGAAACAAGCGAUGCAUCUCGAUGCUAGAUAUGUCACAAUGGUGGAGAAUGCAUAUUACUACUGCAACCCACCUCCAGCUGAAAAAACAGUGAAAAAGAAACGUCCUCCUCUUCAAGAAUAUGUCCGGAAGCUUUUGUACAAAGAUCUCUCCAAGGUUACCACUGAGAAGGUUUUGAGACAGAUGAGAAAGUUGCCUUGGCAGGAUCAAGAAGUGAAAGACUAUGUGAUUUGUUGUAUGAUAAACAUCUGGAACGUGAAAUACAACAGCAUUCACUGUGUAGCCAACCUCUUAGCAGGACUAGUGCUCUACCAGGAAGAUGUUGGAAUCCAUGUUGUGGAUGGAGUUUUAGAAGAUAUUCGAUUAGGAAUGGAGGUUAAUCAACCUAAAUUUAAUCAGAGACGUAUCAGCAGUGCCAAGUUCUUAGGGGAACUUUAUAAUUACAGAAUGGUGGAAUCAGCUGUUAUUUUUAGAACUCUUUAUUCUUUUACUUCAUUUGGUGUUAACUCUGAUGGCUCUCCAAGUUCACUGGACCCUCCUGAGCACCUUUUCAGGAUUAGACUGGUGUGCACUAUUUUGGAUACCUGUGGCCAGUACUUUGACAGAGGUUCCAGUAAACGAAAACUCGAUUGCUUCCUUGUGUAUUUUCAGCGUUAUGUUUGGUGGAAGAAAAGUUUGGAGGUUUGGACAAAAGACCAUCCAUUUCCUAUUGACAUAGAUUACAUGAUCAGUGACACACUAGAACUGCUAAGACCAAAGAUCAAACUCUGUAAUUCUCUGGAAGAAUCCAUCAGGCAGGUACACGACUUGGAACGAGAAUUCUUAAUAAAACUAGGCCUAGUAAAUGACAAAGACUCUAAAGAUUCUAUGACAGAAGGAGAAAAUCUUGAAGAAGAUGAAGAAGAAGAAGAAGGAGGAGCUGAAACAGAGGAACAAUCUGGAAAUGAAAGUGAAGUGAAUGAGCCAGAGGAAGAGGAGGGUUCUGAUAAUGAUGAUGAUGAAGGAGAGGAGGAAGAGGAAGAGAAUACAGAUUAUCUCACGGAUUCAAAUAAAGAGAAUGAAACUGAUGAAGAAAAUACUGAGGUAAUGAUUAAAGGAGGUGGACUGAAACAUGUACCUUGUGUAGAAGAUGAGGACUUCAUUCAAGCUCUGGAUAAAAUGAUGCUCGAAAACCUUCAGCAACGAAGUGGCGAAUCUGUUAAAGUGCACCAGCUUGAUGUUGCCAUUCCCUUGCACCUCAAAAGCCAGCUAAGGAAAGGACCCCCACUUGGUGGUGGGGAGGGAGAGACAGAGUCUGCAGACACAAUGCCGUUUGUCAUGUUAACCAGAAAAGGCAAUAAGCAACAGUUUAAGAUCCUUAAUGUACCCAUGUCUUCCCAACUUGCUGCAAAUCAUUGGAACCAGCAACAAGCAGAACAAGAAGAGAGGAUGAGAAUGAAAAAACUCACACUAGAUAUCAAUGAACGGCAAGAACAAGAAGAUUAUCAAGAGAUGCUGCAAUCUCUUGCCCAACGCCCAGCUCCAGCAAACACCAAUCGGGAGCGGCGGCCUCGUUACCAACACCCAAAGGGAGCGCCUAAUGCGGAUCUAAUCUUUAAGACUGGUGGGAGUGAGGGGAUGCUGGUCCCGUGUGGGCUGACCCCUCCAAGCACAGACACUGCCAAGGGGAAGAGCGGCUGCUGCAACCUCUACCGUCUCCAGGUCUGCUUCUCCCAGAGACCCUCUCCUGAAAUAGAUGUCUGUGACUCCUUGUCCUUCCAUAGGGGUGGGUUGAAAGACUCUGAGGUUUCAGAGCGUUUUGAUUCGGGACCGUCUAGCGGUUUGGCCUGCUCCUUCCACACCCGGCGCUCACUGGCGGUGGGGGAGCCUCAGCCUGGGUCCUGUGCUGCCUCCUGGCUCUGUCCCCUGAGGAGGGCCAGCCACCCCCUGGCUCCAGAUGGGGAGAAAAUGAGAGCCCAGGAGGGCUUGGGAGCGAAUCUCUCACCUGAGUGCCUUAAGUGCAUGGAGCUGGUGAGAGAGAAGAAGGUGCUUCUGGCGGAGGAGGGCCAGCAGGAGAGCUGCCCGCGGUCCGUGGUCAGUGAGCAGGAGAUGCAGGGGCCUCUCUUCUCUGCGGGGCCAAGCAGGGCUCCGGCUUUCCCAGGCCACAGCCGCUGA